Molecule: messenger RNA, 2059 nt
Organism: Vitrella brassicaformis
Lineage: Eukaryota; Vitrellaceae
Source: the annotation of a GenBank genome assembly
CUCACAUCACAGACAGCUUUAUCAUGCCAUGCAUCAUAUAUGCUGGCUCAUCUAUCUCUGCACAAGAGCUCUGUGCAGCUGCUGGGCCAUCCACUGCUCGGCCGUGAACGACACAUCCAUCGUCUUCUUGCCUGACACACAACACACACAACACACACGAGACACAUGAGGCGCACACAGUAAGUAGCACACAUGAGGGUUCACGGUCACCUUGCAAAAUUCUGAAUGCCUCACGGUAGGUCAGCAGUGCCAGGUACUCACUCAUCUUGACGCGCUGCAGAAGGCACAAACAACGCGACAACACUCCAUGCGGCCAAUCAGCGCCUUUUGAUUUCCAUCAAAGCUUUGUUUACCAUUGCAUUCACGGCUGCCGUGUCCAUGUUUGUCGCAUCUUUGCCAUCCGUGUCUCUCUCACCCCACCACACCACCGCCCUCCUGCUCACAUCGACCUCGCCCGUGCUGCCUGCACUCUUCUCGAGCCGCUUCCGCCGCUUGGCCACUCGCUUGACGGCUUUGGUCAGCUGCGGGUCCUUCUCGUACUGCGAGUUGGCCAUGAUGCCCGUCAAGGUCUGCUCCCAUAUCGCCCACACACCACGCCACGCCUGCAUAGUGGGUGGCGACACACAGAACGAAACCGACACAAUCCCAUCACAUGGCCCGCAACUUCACUCCGCCUGCCUACCUCAAGUGCGGUAAGCAUGGGUGUCUCGUCGAUAAGUUUCCGGUGCAGCAGCCGAGACAGCUCGAUCACCUCCUUGGGCGGGGUGUUGGGCAGGGUGCCUGGCGGAGGGGCGGGGGGCAGUACAACGCCAUCAGCUGAGGGAGAUGUGAUGUUGUGUGGGUUGGCGGGCGCGUGCAGCUCUAUCGGCACUGUCCGCCACGACCUGUCCCACUUGGGGUGGAACCUAGCAAUGAAUACAACACACAGACAGGUAGAUAUAAUGAAUGGUGUCUCUAUGUUGUCUGUCUGGGUGUGGUGUGGGUCGCGGUGCUCACUCACUUUGCCAGCCGCUCAGCGGUGCCGAUUCGGCAGCUCCAUGACAUCUCGUGUCUUGGGGGCGACGUGUACCCAUAGACCGUCAGCAGAUGGGCGUUGGAGUGAGGCCCAUACCACCCCAGCAGCUCCUCACCCGCAGCCACGUCACGGGUGGCCCGCACCCUCAUUACAUCGAUGUCACGUAUGAACUCCCAGAGGACAUUCUGCCUCGCCAGCCCAUAGUCGUUGAGGAAGUCUAUCACCGGGAUCAUUACCAGCUCGCCGUCCACCAUGAAGCUGCGGGAAGAGUGAAGCGCCACUGACUUGAAGAAGCUCUCCAGGAGGAAGCUGUCGCCCAGUAGGGAGCGGUCCGUGUCAGAUACGACUCUGUUGUAGGAAUCCAAGACGCCGCGCCUAAGCGUCGCCGCCCACUCGCCCUCGGGCGACCUCGAUAGGUGAGUCGUCAAUAGUGUCUCGUUGCCAUCCUCCACAGUGAAAGGGACGGCCGGCGUGUCAAGUGCCCGCAGAUCCUUCAGCCAGACCUUCAGCCGCUCACACGGGGAGACGAGAGGGACAGCAGAUGACGGCGGUGGUCUCUGUGUGGAUGAUGAUAUCGAUGGUCUCCCACCUGUCCUGCACCCGCCGCUCAGCGCGUACGUGAGGAAGGCAAUCACCACAGUCACCGGUCCCAGAGGCAUCCUGUCGCCAUCCCUCGCCACAGCAGCAGCGAGGGACGACUGCUGGGCAAGCCGGCUGACCGUCAGCAUGAGCUUCUUGGGCACCUCGAUGACCGUCGUCCCCUUCGCGAGAGGCGCAGUGGUGCGGAGGCCGCGCUCCUGCGUGCUGCUUGGUGGUGUGAUCUCCACAUCUGGGUGCAGAUAGCCAUCGUUGUCCAUGAGCAAGCCGCGGAAAGGGCCGAUGUCAUGCGGAUCAUACGGCUCUGACGCAUCACUGUCGAUGGCACGAAAGGAGGCGAAGACCCAGUCGACAGCGUCCCGCCAUUGGUGAGCGGCCAGGGCAGCCAGCACAACCACACUCACGAGGAAUGAGGUCGGCAGCUUCAUCCUCCGAACUCAACGAUUA